Molecule: messenger RNA, 2928 nt
Organism: Gigantopelta aegis
Lineage: Eukaryota; Metazoa; Mollusca; Gastropoda; Neomphalida; Peltospiridae
Product: trissin receptor-like
Exons: 2
Coding region: 11-1387 (458 amino acids)
Biological process (GO): G protein-coupled receptor signaling pathway
Cellular component (GO): membrane
Molecular function (GO): G protein-coupled receptor activity
Source: RefSeq, a predicted model, not a curated record
CCAUGUCAACAUGCCCUUUCUACUUUCAGGAAAUUUGGUGGUGCUUUUGGUCAUAAUCAAGAAUAAGCGCAUGCGCACAAGAACAAACUUUUUCUUGGCCAACUUGGCUGUGGCCGACUUUGCUGUGGGCAUCUUCUGUGUGAUUCCCAACCUGUUCUCGUUCCUCACUCUUCGCUGGAUUCUUGGCAAUUAUAUGUUUACCAUAUGUUUUCCCUACUUGCAGGCGAUGUGUCGGAUCUACUACUUCGUCCAGAGCAUGAGCUACACGGCAUCGGUGCUGUUCCUCGUCGUCAUCGCCGUGGAGCGCUACGUGGCCAUCAUGCAGCCGCUGCGCACCAGACAACUCUUUACCACCCUGCGUCUCCAGGUAGCGCAGGUGUGCAUCUGGGUGCUGGCUUCCGGCUACAACGUGCCCGUCUUCUACAUCUUCGACACGUCCGACAUCCCGACCCCCGAGGGCGUCAAGUCGUACUGCUACCCGACCGUGUCGACGGAGACCAUGCGCAUCUUCGUGACGACCAACUUCGUCGUGUGGUACCUGGUCCCCCUGGCGGUGCUCAUGUACGUGUACUCGCGAAUAGCCGUCACGCUGUGGUCGAGCACGAAGAACAUCCAGACGCACGACGGGGUGCUGUCAGAUAAAAACUCCUCCUCCAGCUGCUGCUGUUGCUGCUGCUGCUGCUGUUCCAAGUUCCACGACCGGCGAGGCAGCGGCGAGGCAGACGAGAAGUACACAGUCCACACAGCACUCACGAACGAGAGCUCGUCGUCCGGCAACAACGCCGACGCCGGCCGAAAGUCGAACGGUCGCGUGGACCACGAGAACGACAUGAGCCGGAGCGAGACGAACCUGAACGCCACGAGGAACUCGUCGCUGGGCGUCCGGUACUGCAUCCCCAACAACUCCCGCCUCAGCAUCAGCUCCGCCUCGGCCUGGUCGAGGAACGCCCGGCUGGCGCACGGCGAGGCGGGGUCGGCGGAGGAGCUGGCGUCGGUGAUGUGCAGCGAGGCGAUGUACAGCGAGAACAGCUGCAGCUUCAGGAGCCGGAUCGCCGUGCGGCCGCCGCGCCAGGCCAACCUCAGCUCCCGCCGGGCCGUCGACUCGCGGCGUCACGUGAUCAAACUGCUGAUCGCGGUGCUCUUCUCGUUCGCCGUGUGCGUGCUGCCCAACCACCUCCGGCUGCUGAUGUCCUACUGGAGUCUGUUUCCAACAAUCAAACUUAGUAUCUUCCCGCCAGUGUCCUUUCUCAUGUUGUUCGUCAACAGUGCUUUGAACCCAGUCCUCUACUGGUUGUUUUCGGGCAGCUUUCGACAGAGUUUCCUCGACACGUUUACGUGUUCUUGCAGAAAGAAGGCUAACGAUCUUGGACGGUAUACGGUGACAUAAGUGGUCAAACAAAACAAAUAAUGGCCUAAUUAUCUUUUUGAAUGUUUUUCUUAUUCUUGUUGGUUCAUAACACCGGACUGUAUUUAGUUUUAAAGGUACUUCGCCAUCAAAAUAUAUUUUUAGCAAUAUUUGUAUGAAAUACAAUUCUUUGUUUUAAAUAUUAUUCCACGCAAGUCCGUGUGUACUUUCAGACUUCUGUUUGUUUAUUGAACCUGUAGAAAGAUUUUGGCGCCUGUACUGGCGUGUGCUAUAACGCGAGUCCUCCUACAGACGAAGUUGUAACCAUAUAUCGUUGUGAAGAACAGCUCACUUGUGUACAUGUAGACGAAACACUUGACAGUGAAACAGUUGUACACCCACACGAUAUUGUUAUAACAUCUUUUGGAAUUGGUCUUGUAAAAAUAUUGAAUAUGCUAAUGGAAGUUUUGUAAUCGCUAUAUAUAUUGCGGUUUUUGUGUAGUUGAUUCCUCUCAUUAAAGAGCUUCGUUUGGAGGGCGAAGUACCUUUAAGAAUAUAUUGUUUUUAAACUCAAACUUGGUCAGAAGGCGAAUGCUAGCUAGACUGAUAACGUCAUUGCGCCUGUUAAAUAAAUGUGAUAAUAUAACCCUGUAAAUCAGUCAAAUUGUUUGCGAGCGUUCGUCCCCCCGAACAUACCACUGGUAAUUAUUUUCGGGCAUCAAAUACUGACUGCAUAAGAAAGAUGACAUAAUUAUGUUCUAACAAUUCAUAAACGUGUCGAAAUACCAUUACAAAAAUUUACACAUGAAAAAAGUAUUUUAUUUUACUUACCUUUAUUGACAUAUCAUGUACAUGUAAAAAGCCUUAACAUUCGUUGUCCAUAAUAACUGAUUUUCUCUAACACAAGGCAAUGUGUAAAUAUUUAAUACAAAUAUAAUAAUUGUAUUAAAUGUUGUGUUGUGAAGUCAGUCUUGUUGUUUACUGCUACGGUCCGCAUUCAAAGCGAUGAUGGAAUGACUUUUUAACAAACUGAUUAGCGAUUACCCAUUACUCCAACCCUUUCUACACGGUCAUAAAUACAUAUCCAUAUGAUGCUUAGUACAUUGUCAAACGUGAGAAACCAUUAUUGACUACAUAAACUGAAAGCAUGUUGGUCAAAAUGAUAUUCGUAUACUGAUGGAAAUAACUAAGGGACCACAUCAGCACUAACAGGGAAGAGUGACUGCAAUCUGAACUACCGUACAUAGUGUCAGGAAGUUCACUGUGUUACUGACAUUCAGACUCACAUUACUGACAAUCAGACUCACAUUACUGACAUUCAAUCUCACAUUACUGACAUUCAAUCUCACAUUACUGACAUUCAAUAUCACCCUUAAAUAUUUGCAAUUACAGCGAAUUAACUAGUAAACUAAUAAAAAUCGUAUUUAAUACAAAACAAAGAAGGAUAUAAUCUAUUUUUCAGAAUAGGUUCUUUAGUACAUUUAGUACAUUAGUACACACACACACACACAUAAGUAUACACACACACACACACACACACACACACAUAAUUAUACACACACACAUAAUUACACACACACACA